Meira miltonrushii is the source of this 2238-nucleotide messenger RNA. RefSeq lists its product as uncharacterized. NCBI's taxonomy places the organism in Eukaryota, Fungi, Basidiomycota, Exobasidiomycetes, Exobasidiales, Brachybasidiaceae. The record is from RefSeq and is a predicted model, not a curated record. The transcript is spliced from 2 exons. Gene Ontology annotation, biological process: sphingomyelin catabolic process. Bases 1 to 2238 code for a protein of 745 amino acids. Gene Ontology annotation, molecular function: sphingomyelin phosphodiesterase activity.
AUGCUUGUCAUAUCAAGUGUCGCCCUGACUUGGGCUUUGUUGUUUGUAGGAAGUGCCUCUUCUAAGCCAGUGGAAGCUGUAUCGAGCACCACAUCAGCAUCUUCUGGAGAUCAAGCAUCAUGGACUGCACCUUCUGCUUUCCCAAGUGGAGUGUUCAAACACUGGAGGGUCAAACCAGGAAAUUACUCCCAAGAACCUCGUCCAGCAGUGACAAAAUUCGGUUCAGGAGGAUACUUUUCGCAGAGUAUCGACCAACCCUAUCCACUGCAAACAGGACCUCCAGCUUCAAAUGCUGUUUAUCCCGACAAGAAAGAGCAAGCACCACACAAGAAUUACGCAAAAGAGAUUGAAGCGAAUAUCACUUCUUUGAUCGCAAACAACAACACUCAACAAAUCGCCUGCCAGAGGUGUAUCUCCGGCUUACGACUCGGGCAAAAGCUUGCCAAAGCAGCACCACAUCACGUUCCUGGCGUUCUGAUCGAUUUGUGUACAAGAUACAACUUCACAUCAACCAAAUCAGGCUUGUCGCAAGCGGAAGUCUGCAAAAGAGAAUACUCAGGCGCUACUUUGGGCUCCUCACUUACUCAACUGUUGAGUUAUGCAGAUUUGAAUGGCGAGAACCCAAGUGAUGGCUUGUACCUCUGUGCAAAUGUUGUCGGCACUUCCAGUGGCUGCAAAAACCCUGCUCCAAUAGACCUGAACGCAGACGGAUUCUUGGACAAGUGGUUCGGCGGUAAGAGCAAGAGAAGUGCAAUCCGCAAACGUAGCGAAUCAGUAAGAAAUAAGAAACAUAUGCGUUUAUUACACUUCUCAGAUAUUCACGUGGAUCCAAGAUUCUUUGUUGGAGGUGAAGCACAAUGCACUUCAGGACAAUGUUGCCGUUCCGACUCUUUCAACUCUACAGUAGCCCAUGCACCCCCUUCGCCACCAGGAUCCUAUUUACCCGCUGCUAAUAUCAGUGAAAAGGCCGUCUAUUGGGGAAACUAUAAAUGCGAUGCUCCAUGGCCAUUGGCAGUUUCAGCAAUGCAAAGCGUCAAACAUCUCAACAAAGGUGAAGAUGUUGAUAUGUCUGUGUAUACAGGUGAUAUGGUCACGCACGAUUCUGAUUGGCAUUUGAGCAAUGAUUUAGUGACAUACACGCAACAAGCCAUCUUUGAUACCAUGAAGCAUUUCUUGGGUAACGGUCCAGUGUUCAGUGCUAUUGGAAAUCAUGAUACCGCACCUGCCGAUCAAUCAUCACCAAAUAGUCUUCCGGAUAAAGGACCACGAGAUCAAUUCUCAUACGAUUGGGAUAACCUAAAACGAUUAUUUGAAGCCGAAGGAUGGUUUUCGCAUGAAGAAGCAAAACAAGUUUCACGUCAUUAUGGUGGGUAUUCUAUUAGCCCUCGUAAAGGAUUGCGUGUGAUCACACUCAAUUCGGACUUUUGGUACAAAGGUAACAGAUACAACUUUAUUCAAACUUCUAAUCCUGAUCAUGGAGGUAUCUUACGUUACUUAACUGAUGAAUUAGAGGCUGCCGAACAAAGACGUGAACGUGUAUGGAUUGUUGGACAUGUUUUAACAGGAUGGGAUGGCUCGAAUGGUCUAAGUGAUCCUACCAACCUAUUCUAUCAAAUCGUCGAUCAUUACGCUCCACGGACGAUUGCACACAUCUUCUUUGGACACACCCAUGAAGAUCAAUUCAACGUUUUCUAUGCGAAUAACGGAACUCAGCGUACAUCAGUGAACGCAAAAGCAGUUUCAUUCAUGGCACCUUCCAUCACACCUGGCAGUAAUGUCAAUUCAGCCGUUCGAAUUUAUACCGUCGAUCCGGAAACGUAUGAAGUUCAUGAUUACGAUCAAUUCUAUACCCAAGUGAACGAUUUUCCUGGCUUACCCGAAUCACAACAUGGACCGAUUUGGACACAUCUUUAUUCGGCAAGAGAGGCUUAUGGUAACUUUAGUCAAUCGGCUGUUUCAGGUGCAGUUGCCAAUGGAACAGUCAAAUUGACCGAUCAAGGUUAUUGGCCCGCUCAAGCACCACUCAAUGCAACAUUCUGGAGUGCUUUGACGGAUGAAAUGGAAAAGAGAAGCGAACUCGUUACCCAAUUCCGUCAUUUCACCGGUCGUGAUAGUCCAAAAUCACCCGGUUGUGAUUCAGGGUGCAUUGCAGCCAACAUCUGUUACAUGCGUAGCGGAAAUGCUAUUCUCGGUCAACAAUGUCCAACAGGAGCGCAUUAUGCUAGUGUACAAAGUUAA